This is a messenger RNA of Dipodomys ordii (Ord's kangaroo rat), 3587 nucleotides long. RefSeq names its product rab GTPase-activating protein 1-like, isoform 10. The transcript is spliced from 6 exons. The record is from RefSeq and is a predicted model, not a curated record. Lineage: Eukaryota; Metazoa; Chordata; Mammalia; Rodentia; Heteromyidae. Bases 864 to 1637 code for a protein of 257 amino acids.
UCCAUGUAUUAAUCACUUGGUUCUUUUUUUUUUUUUUGCCAGUACUGUUUGAAUUCUGGACCUUGCUCUCUCCCUUAGCUUUUUUUCUUAAGGCCAGUACACUACAAUUUAAGCCACUCCUCCAUUUCUGGCUUCUUGCUGGUUAAUUGGAGAUAAGCAUCUCUUGAGUAGCUAGGUUUGCAAGUCUAGCUACUGGUACUGGGCUCCUCUAAUAACUUUGUUUCAUAUUGUUCCUGGGAGUUUCCUGGAGGGAGGGUGUAGUUUGGUAAUUUAUUUUCCCAGAUUCUUUUAAUCUGACACUUGAACAAAAUGAAACAAACCUUUAGAAAUUUAUUAUAGGAACUAUUGUUUUAACCAACACAAAAAAUAGAUGUUCAGAAAAGUAAAUACAUUCUUAUUCAAGCACUAAAAAUUUACCAGCUAAUAGCAGAGUGGUAAACCCAUGUAUUUUGAUUCUGGAUUUAACGUUCUUCAAUAUUCUUUAUAAUUUUGAAUCCUGAUAUUGGCAAAACAGUCUGAAGAAAUGUCUGCUGUCAUCCCUGCUGUGUCUUAAGGUUUCUCUUGAAGUCAGAGGUGGAGCCACAAGGAUUGAGAGUACAUUUGGAAAUUUGCUGUCUGUGGUACAUUUUUUUCUAAUGAAGUUCUGGGGGGGGGGGGGUCCUAGGCGUCAACUGUUAGCUUCACUGGAUAGAGUGCCGCAAUUGUCCUGCAUCUGCACUGCUAGCCAAACUCACUGUUGUUUCCCAGACAGCAGCAACCUGCCUUCCUGUGCCACUCGCCUUCGCCUUGUUACACUUUGAAAGUUCACCUUGUUGUUGCUGCUUGAUUUUCCUCACCAGUACUUUGUUCAUUUCUGCUCCUGUAUGCUGACACUAAUGCUGCCCUCUGGCUGUUGCUUUAUUCUGCAGAAGGAGAAUCGAAGAUUACAGGAGGCCAGCAUGAGGCUGGAACAAGAGAAUGAUGACCUCGCUCACGAGCUGGUAACCAGCAAAAUUGCUCUGCGGAAUGACUUAGAUCAGGCAGAAGACAAGGCAGAUGUGCUGAAUAAAGAGCUCCUCCUGACCAAGCAGAGACUGGUGGAGACUGAGGAGGAGAAGAGAAAGCAAGAGGAAGAGACUGCCCAGCUAAAAGAAGUCUUCAGGAAGCAGCUAGAGAAGGCAGAAUAUGAAAUAAAGAAGACAACAGCUAUUAUUGCUGAGUAUAAACAGAUCUGUUCCCAGCUAAGUACUAGGCUAGAGAAACAGCAAGCAGCCAGCAAAGAGGAGCUGGAGGUUGUAAAGGGUAAAAUGAUGGCAUGCAAACACUGCAGUGACAUCUUCAGCAAGGAGGGUGCUUUGAAGCCAGCAGCUGUAAGUGGCGAGGAGCAGGGGAUGGAAGCAGAUGAUGAAAAGGACUCACUCAAGAAGCAGCUGCGGGAGAUGGAGCUGGAACUGGCACAAACCAAACUGCAGUUGGUGGAAGCCAAGUGCAAGAUCCAGGAACUUGAACAUCAGAGAGGAGCCCUUAUGAAUGAAAUUCAAGCUGCAAAAAACUCUUGGUUUAGCAAAACCCUGAACUCUAUCAAAACAGCCACAGGCACCCAGCCCCUGCAGCCAGCGCCGCAGGCUGCCACCCCGCCACCCAAGGAGAGCUCAUAGCUCCAGCCCCAGCCAGCACAGAGCACAGCCAUCACACAGCGGAAACCCAGGGAAAUCCUUCCUGGUGUCCUUUUGAAGGAACGUAAAGAAGGCCAGAAAGCAAGCCAGAAUCUUUCAGUAGCUCUCUUUCAUAUAUGACACUUUUCAAAGGGGUUAUUUAAGUUGAUCUGAUUUACGUUGAAUACUUACUUUACAGCUUCUUUGUGGAAGGCCAUGUUCAGAUUCAUCAUAGUAUUACACAUUAUUUUAUAUGCCUGAUGUUCAGUCAGAAAUAAGUAAUUCAGCGCUAAAUACUUUCUAUUUAGACAUCAUUACUAAUAACAAGUUUAUCUUACAUAAAAACGGAGGCAUCUAUUAAUAAUUGCAAAGUUGAAGUGACAGGAAGACCUCUGUCACAGGAAAAAGAAAAAGAAAGGCAAGCCUGAGCCUGUACCGUUUCAGGAUGCAUCUAUUCUUAUAAAGCACAUUAUGGAGCUGGCCAUGAUCACUGUCAAGAUUCAUCUUGAAGAUGGUCCCCAGGAUAGUGAUUCUCCUGUCCCAAGGAAAAGUCAGACCCAGGCACUGGAAAGUUCCCAAAGAUAAUUGGUUCAUUUUAAUUUUAUGUUGAGUUCAUCUGGAAAUGAAGUGCCAAGAACUGUGAAUAGCGGGGCUGGUGAGGGUCUGGAAGCAAGAUUUUGAUGAACGUAAGACAAAACCGUGUUGGCUCUGGUGUUGUAGUUCCAUUCAGAAACCUUACAUGGGACUUGUAAGCUCCUAGUAGGCCUAGGUGAGAACACAGAUGUAACUUCUGGCAAAUAUAAAGGCUAUGGGGGACGUUGUGAGUUACAUACUUAGGGAACCUUGCCCAGACAUGUCUAGAAUGGGUCAGAUUCAGUUGUUAUGCUCAGGCUGGAAGACAGAAACAGUGACCAAUUAUUGGAUGUGGACAGACUUGCUAAGAAGACAUGAAUGCUCUGUAACUUCAUUUAAGAACAUAGUAUGGGAAUGGAAACUGAGGUCAGUUUUACAUCAUCAUAGCCAACAUUAGAAAACAUUUCCUGAUUUCUGUACCUCCCUAAAAAAAUGUACCCUGGGUACCUGUAGAAGAAGAUACAGAAAAUAGAUUUGUAACAUUUUUGACUAAAUGUAGAACCUCUAUAGAAAUACUUAUGAAAAAAUAAGGCUGCUGUUCAAAAUUUGUUGGAAAUAUUUUUAAAUUAUAUUUGACAUGCCUAUAUAAUAAUUUCUCCAUUUUCUAAGCUGUUUUGGAGAGCUCUAUUCCAUUCACACCAACCGAAUUGUGUACAGUAACACUUAUGGAUAUUCAUUCUUAGCUUCAUUGUUUGCAAAACCAUAUUGUUUGCAAAGGAUCUGAAACUGAGUGCUAGAGAGCUUCUCCUUUGUGCCAUAAGUCACAUGAUAUGUAACCUUCUUAGACAGAGUCAAGUAAGAGUUUUCUCCGAUCCAGGAGUAUGUACUACAAGUUGCUUAUGAUAGAUCCUACAAUGAUCUUUAUGUUCUCAGAGUGAAAUCCUGUUCAUCUGUGUUAUUUCAUCUCCAGUCCAUAAGACUGAUAAAGUUAUUUGAUCUAUGUUAUUUGUCCAAUAAUACUUUCCCUGUAGAUUUUGUUGUUCAGAUACCUCUCAUCAUGAGAUUCAUUUCCUUUUACUGAAAGGGAAAAUAACCUAGCAUUCCAAGUGUCGUUGUUGACUUUAACAUUCCCUACAUAGUGGUUUAGAUAAGCUAAUAUUUUUUGUAAAAUAUUAUAGCUAGAAAAUUACACCUUGUUUCUGUAAGUUGUAUAGUAUAGUCUGUUAGCUUUCCUAGUUCUUUAUGCUUUGAUUCCAAGAAGCCCUGUGCAAGUUACCUUUUCAGAUGGCAAGCUAAACUAAAGAUGCAUUCCUGUGUUAUGAACUUUAGAGAAUCAUACAAGAUCUUUUUAACUUCUGAAAAUAAAUGUAUUCCACACAA